AAAUAUUUCCGAUUAUCCUUCAAAAAAAAAAAAGAUUAUAAAAAAUUAUAAAUAUUUUUGCUUGGGGUCAUUCAGGUCAAUCUACAAUAGCUAAUAAACAAACAGACAAAAUUUAUUAAAUAUUUUGUGAACAAAAGAUGGAUCCUUUCAGUUUUUUAUGGAUAUUCGUUCUAGGAAUAGUUGUAGCCUUCGCUGGUGGUUUUAGUAUUGGAGCAAACGACGUUGCAAACAGUUUCUCAACAUCAGUCGGUUCGAAAUCACUUACAUUAAAACAAGCUUGCACUAUUGCAGUAUUUACCGAAUUUGGAGGUGCCUUCUUAUUCGGUCAAAGAACAACCGAAACUAUUCGAGGGAAAAUUAUAAAUGUCGAAUUAUUCUCAGAUAGACCCGAUUUACUUAUGUUGGGUAUGGUCUGUGCAUUAUUCGGUGCUGCAGCAUGGGUUAUUUUUGCUACCUCAAGAGGGUGGCCUGUGUCGACUACACAUUCAAUAAUUGGAGCAAUAAUGGGAGUUGGUAUUGCAGCUUUUGGCAUGAAAGCUGUUGAUUGGUCAUAUGAAUCUGGAGUCGCCAGUAUAAUCACAUCAUGGCUCAUUUCACCUUUAAUAGCUAGUGUAGUAGCUUCAGCCAUCUUUCUGGCAACAAAAUAUUUUGUUUUAAUGCAUCAAGAUACUUCAUUCCAACGCGGUUUAGUUGCCGUGCCGAUUUACUUUGGAAUAACGAUAGCUAUAAAUGUUCUUUUCCUUAUAACUAAUGGUGUAAACUCUUUAAAUCUUGAUAAAGUUCCAGCCGUAAUCAUUGGUCCUAUUGUUGUGGGUAUAACAUUAGUAACAUCAGCAUUUGCUUAUUUUUUUUAUGCACAGUGGUUAAGACGUAAAAUUCUUGGAAAAGAAAGUAAUCUAAAAUGGUAUCAUAUAUUUGUUAUUCCAUUCAUUGGACCUCGAUAUGAAGAUUCGGAUUCUAUUGAGAUGGGUGAACGAAAUCCUACUAAAGAUACAAUUGAUGAAAAUUCAUUGGAUUCAAUUCAAAAUGAAAAGAAAUCAUUUUUCAAAAGGUUUUUGUCAAAAUUUGGAGAUUUACUUCAACGUGGUGUUGAACAAGAAGUAGCUGAUUAUAAAGCACAUGAAACUCAAGAGAUGCACGAUAGCGCUGUGAGAUUUGAUAAGGAUACGGAAAAAUUAUAUUCUUUUCUUCAAAUUAUAACCGGAGCUUUCGCUUCAUUCGCUCAUGGAUCAAAUGAUGUAUCCAAUGCUAUUGGUCCAUUAGCUACGAUAUAUCUCAUUUACACAACUGGUGAAGUAGAUCCAUCAGGUUUAUCCUCUGUACCACUUUGGCUUAUGGCGUUGGGUGGAGCUGCUAUCGAUGCUGGACUAUUGUUUUAUGGUUACCAUGUAAUGAGAUCACUUGGUAAUCAAAUUACUUAUCAUAGUCCAUCUCGUGGUUUCUCUAUGGAACUGGGGACGUCAUUAACGGUUUUAACAGCCUCAAAAGUUGGAUUUCCUAUUUCAACAACCCACUGUAUUACAGGAGCAACUGCAGGUGUGGGUUUAUGUAAUGGAAAAUGGAAAGCUCUCAACUGGAGGCUCUUAGCAUGGUGUUUCUUUAGUUGGGCAUUAACCUUGCCGGCUGCUGCAAUUGUUUCCGGUAGUUUAUACGCUUUUGCAAUACAUUCACCACGAAUAUAACAAAAUAAAUAUGACGACGAGUCGCUGGUUAACUCGUGCUAUGAGAUAUCAAUAUUUAAUCAGAACCGUUAAUACAUUGGUUGUCUCCUGCUGAGAAAUUAGAAUACAUUAUAGAUCCCAAAAAAAAGAGUUAAUAUUAACAGAUAUACUAUCCAAUAACCCAAUCGAUAUCUGUUGAUAAUAAUAUAUCAACAUAAAAUAAUCCAAAAAAGAAGUUAAGAUAAACUCACACACACAUUAAUUUAAUUUGGGUAAUUGGAUGAUGUAAAUUUUAUUGUAUUUCUAUGGUUUUUUUUUCUUUAACAA
Messenger RNA from Rhizophagus irregularis DAOM 181602=DAOM 197198, 1988 nucleotides. RefSeq lists its product as uncharacterized. NCBI's taxonomy places the organism in Eukaryota, Fungi, Glomeromycota, Glomeromycetes, Glomerales, Glomeraceae. The record is from RefSeq and is a predicted model, not a curated record. Gene Ontology annotation, cellular component: membrane. Gene Ontology annotation, biological process: phosphate ion transmembrane transport.